AUGAAUAAUCUAUUAUGUUCCGUUCUUUUGGUCUCAGUAACAAUAUUGAUACUAAUAGAUGCCGAUUGUUUGAACUAUCCUAAUGUUACAAACGCAAAUGUUGAUAACGACUGUGGAAAUGUAGUCAUUACAUGUAGUACUGGCUUUAAGAUGGUUCAAGGACUGGAAUGUAUAGAUGAAGAAUGGAGAUAUCAAAAACCAGUAUGUAAACCUACAGAGUGCCCACAAGGUGUGAAUAUCACUAACUCUGAUGCUGUAACAGAAUCCAGAAUAUUUGAUCAAGUUUUGACUUUCAACUGUUCAAAUGGCAUAAAUGGUCUGACGGGAGCUCAGAGAUGUGGUGAAGAUGGUAAAUGGAUAGAAGAGCAAGCUUGUCCAGUGGUAUACCGGGGUAAAUAUGUUGGAAUUACUACCUUUACCACAGUUCCAUCAACCAACUGUACCGAAGCUUGUCUUAAAGUUACACAGUGUAGCUCUUCUUCAUCAGCCGGUUCAGGUCGAUGCAUUCUUUUUGAAGAACCCAUUAUCUACACCAAUAGGCCUAAAACUCUUUCCGAAUGCAUCCAGUUAUGUAAAAAUGACACCAAGUGUUUAACAUUAUCUCAUACAGUUGGUUCUUGCUAUUUAUUUAGUGUCGACUACACCACGAUAGAAACUAAAUUUGUAAUUAGAGAUAGUUCAAAUGGGGUCAUCGUUUCUGGCUUUUAA
Molecule: messenger RNA, 708 nt
Organism: Lottia gigantea (owl limpet)
Lineage: Eukaryota; Metazoa; Mollusca; Gastropoda; Lottiidae
Exons: 4
Coding region: 1-708 (235 amino acids)
Source: RefSeq, a predicted model, not a curated record